Molecule: messenger RNA, 5913 nt
Organism: Meriones unguiculatus (Mongolian gerbil)
Lineage: Eukaryota; Metazoa; Chordata; Mammalia; Rodentia; Muridae
Product: Friend virus susceptibility protein 1-like
Exons: 3
Coding region: 1036-2835 (599 amino acids)
Source: RefSeq, a predicted model, not a curated record
CCCCUACGUCGCGCGCAGGUCCGAGACAGGUUGGAGGAAAACAAAACUCUCGCGAGAUGCCAGAGGUGGAACUUGGCCGGCAGCGCCGGGACGGGAUUGGUCCCGGCGUCUCGCGGAGGGCGGCACGGGGGAAAAUGUCAGGGUUGUGGCGUUCCAAACCCGGGCUGAUCCGAAGGGUGCGUUGUUAGGGAGAGCCGUGCCGGCGAUGAGAACCUCGCAGGAUCCGCAGGGAGGUGCAAUGGCGUGGUCUUUUCUCAUCUGGAAGAGAUGAGUACGGAAGAUGCUAUACGGACCCGAUGACAUGGUAAACGUAGCCCGGUUGAUGGGACUGCGCUCCCGAAGUAAGUAAGUGUUCCUUAUCCUUCCUAGAAGGGCCACGCAAACUUCACCUCGACCCUCGAAGGGUUCUGAAGAUGUCCUAAAAAAGUCACGCCAGCGGUUCUCUGUGGAACGAACUCUGGCAGCGCGGGAGUCUUGUCCCUGUAAUCCUGUGUCGUCAUCUGCAGAGUAAAACGAAGGACACACUUGCUCAUCAAUGCAGAGGACAGCUGCGAGUCAACAACGACAACAACAAAAACCUCGGACUGGUAGCUAUUCUUGGUUGUCAACUUGACUAUAUCUGGAAUGAGCUACAACCCAGAAAUGGAGUGCACACCUGUGAGAGAUUUUCUGCUUGGUUUGAAGUAGAUGAAUCCACUUGGUUCGAGUGGCAUUGGAGCCUACUUCUGGAUUCCAGCAUCUACUGAAGACGAUCUGAGACAUCCAGCCUGUGGGACUGAGAAACUACUCAAUUCUUAGAUUUUCUGUUCACAGUUAUCCAUUGUUGGAUUAGCUAGACUGCAGCAUGUAAGUCAUUCCAAUAAAUCUCCACAUAUAUAAAUGUAUAUAUGGAUUUAUAUAAGUUGGAUUUAUUUCAUAUAUAUAUAGAGAGAGAGAAAGAGAUUGAUUCAUUCCAUAAGUUAUGUGACUCUAGAGAACCCUGACUAAUACAGAUGUUGGCACCAGAAGUGGUUCUAGAAAAACAGAAGUAUAAGAAUGAAUCUUUUAAGGAUCUGGAAUAGUCUUUUGAAUUCUCCAGCACCCUCAGCUACUGAAGCCUCUCCAGUCACUCCCUCUCCUGGGAGCUUGGAGAGUACUGAAAACCCAUGGUGUCAACUGUAUUACAAACUUAGAGAGAUAACUGUAUUUGAUUAUCCUGAUUCACCAAUUGUAAGCGGCAAUGGAUUUGGUAACCCUGUAUAUGAAACUUUUGACAGUUUGGGGGAAAAUAAAGAAUAUAAUGCUGCUGGUUGGUUGCUCUUAGCAUCUCUGGAUAAACUGAUAAAGGAUAGGAAUCAGCUCAGUGAUAAAAUUAACCAACUUGAGAAUAUGGUGAAGGACAACAAAGAGCUUAGUGAUAAAAUUGACCAGCUCCAGAUGCUCAUAAACAGUCUAAAGAUUUCUAAGUGUGCCCUGGAAGAAAAUCAUCUCUCCAGCAGCCACAGAGCUCAAAUUGUGGAAAAUCAAACCGAAGCUCUCAUGAUAAGGUUACCUGAAUUACAACAAAAAUUCAAGACUCAGCUUCGGAGGGUAUCAGCAGUUAAAGUAAGGGCGGUAAUUGGUAAAGAAUGGGAUCCUGUAACUUGGGAAGAGGAUGUGUGGGAGGACCCUAUUGAAGCUGAUCAAAACUUUGAACCCUUAGAUUCUCAAGGGUUUACCUUACCUGAGGAAGUAGUGCCUUCAGCACCACCCCUUGAAAUACUGCCCUGUUCACCUGAGGAAAUGAAUCCUUCGGUGUCUGCUAAACCAGCAGUGUCUUUCUCUGAAGGAAAUGCCAGGCAAGACAGUACUGAUGUCUGUCAGGGCCCACUAAUAGUUGCCUCUAGACCGGUAGCCAGACUUAAGGAGAAGCAGGCUCCUAGCGAGGAAGUGGAAAAUGUAGUCCAUGAGGAGGAGCACUACACUGCCAAAGAGCUUAAUGAGUUUGCUAAUUCAUUCAAGCAGAAGUCUGGGGAAUACAUGUGGGAAUGGAUUUUAAGAGUGUGGGAUAAUGGUGGAAGGAAUAUAAAACUAAACCAAGCUGAGUUUAUCGAAAUGGGCCCUCUGAGUGGAGAUUAUAGGUUUAAUAUGGAAGCUCGCACAGUUCAAAAAGGUGUCAAAAGUUUGUUUGAAUGGUUGGCUGAAGUGUUUGUCAAAAGAUGGCCUACUGAAAAGGAGUUGGAGAUGCCUGAGAUCCCUUGGUUUAGUGUUGAUGAAGGGAUUUUAAGGCUCAGGGAAAUUGCAAUGCUAGAGUGGGUACGCUGUGUAAAACCGAAUCCUCCACAAUGGGAAGGCCCUGAAGACAUGCCCUUCACUGAUCCUAUAAGGAGAAAAAUGGUGAGAGGGGCACCGGCAUGUUUAAAGAGCUUUGUUUUAGCCCUCUUCCUUGUGCCAGACCUUCGGGUUGGAGAUGCUGCUGCUCAGUUGGACGAAUUAAAUGCAAUGGGUUUAGUUGGGCCCCACAGUAGCAGGGGCCAGGUGGCAGCACUGAAUUGUCAAAGGCAAGGUGAUCAUAGUUAUGGGGAUGGGCAGCACGGACAAAACAGUAUUCUUGAUAGCCUAGCCCAUGGUGGUCAGCAAAGGCAAAGUGAAUUUUAUGGUGGCAUGACUCAUAUGGACCUGUGGUACUGGCUAAUCACACAUGGUGUUUCCAGGCAAGAAAUAGAUAAGAAGCCUACUGCAUUUCUGUUUGAGCUGUAUAAGCAGAAAAAUUCUCAAACAAAUGAAAGAAGGGCUAUACUGGAUCAUGGCAAAAGACAAUCUUGGAAUCAAUUUCCAGACUUGAGCCAGUUUGCAGACCCAGAACCCCUUGAAUGAAGUGGUUGCCGGGUUCCCUUGAGGAAGGACCUUGAUAAACCACCUAAAAGUGUUACUGUUAGGCUUUCUCCAGUCCUUCCCCAGAGGGACCUACAGCCUUUGACAAGGGUGAUUGUACCCUGGGAAAAGGAAACAAUCAGACUUUCCAAGGUCUGUUGGAUACUGGUUCUGAUUUGACAUGGAUUCCAGGAGAUCCCAAGAAACAUCAUGGCCUCCAGUUUGAGUAGGGGCUUAUGGAGGCCAGUGAUUAAUAGAGUUUUGGCUGCAGUCCUACUCACAGUAGGUCCAGUAGGUCCCGGAGCUCAUCCUGAGGUUAAUUCCUCAGUCCUAGAGUAUCACAUUGGUAUACAUAUAUUAGAAGUUGGCAGCAUUGGUUCCCUGGCCUGUGGAAUGAAGAGUAUUUUGGUUGGAAAGGCUAGAGGGAAGCCUUUAGAAGUUGCCUCUGCCAAAGAAAAUAGUGAAUCGAAACCAGUAUAACAUAUCUGGAAGAACUGCAAAAAUUAGCGCCACCAUCAAAGACUCGAACAAUGUAGGGCUGGUGAUUUCCAGCACAUCUCCCUUUAACAUUCCUAUCUGGCUGGUGCGGAAGGCUGAUGGAUUGUAGAGAAUGACAACUGACUGUGGAAAAAGCAGUCAGAUACUAACUCCAGUUGCAGUUGUUGCACCAAGUGUAGUGUCCUUCCCUGGGCAGAUCAACACAUCUCCUGGUAUGUGGUAUUAAGCUACUGAUCCAGCAAAUGCCUUUUUCUUGGCCCCUGUUCAUAAGAAGCAAUUAGCUCUCAGUCGACAAGGCCAACAGUAUGCCUUUACAGUUUUGCCUCAAGAAUAUUAACUCUCCUGCCCUGUGUCAUAACUUACUUAGAAGGGAUUUGAUUGUCUGUCUCUUCCACAAAAUAUCACAUUAGUACACUUUAUUGACUACGUGUAAUGCUUCUGUUAGACCACCACCCACAGACUUACAGAAUGCCUUAUCCUCUGCCAUGGCAUACCACACAGUAUUGUUUCUGACCAAGAAAUGUACUUCAUAGCCAGAGAAGUGUGACAGUAGGCCCACGGUAAUGGAAUCCUACCAUGUUCCCCACCGUCCCGAAGCAGCUGGCCUGAUAGAAAGAUGGAACAUGCUUCUGAAAACACAGUUACAGGUGGUAGCAGCCUGGUGGGUUCUCCAGAAAGCAGUGAAUGCUUUGUAUCAAUGCCCAGUCUCUGUUUAUUGGACAGUUUGUGUGUACAAACUGGGGACAGUUUCUCCCAUAGCCAGGAUCCCUGGGUCCAGGAAUCAAGGGGUAGGAUAGGAAAUGGUUCAACUCACUAUCAUCCCUAGUGACCCACUGGGAAAUUUUUUUGCUUCCUGUUUCCACAACCCUAAAUUCUGCUGUCCUUACAGUUUUGGUUCCUGAUCAGGGGAGUGCUCCUGGUAGGAGCCACAGCAAACAUCCCAUUAAACUGGAAGCUCAAACUUCCCGCUGGUCUCUUUAAACCAGCAGGCUAAGAAAGGAACAGCAGUGUUAGGAGGGGCGAUUGCAAAUCACCCUGGGAAAGUGGAUUGCUUCUCCACAAUGGAGCUAAGAAAGAUUAUGUCUGGAGUGCAGCAGAUCCUUUAGGGCUUCUCUUGGUGCUACUGUGUCCUGUGAUUAAAUUCAACAGGAAAAUACAACAGCCUAAUCCAGGCAGGAUGACAAAGGGCAUACAGCCAUCAGGAAUGAAGGUAUGGGUCACUCCUCCAGGAAAAGAGCCAAGAGCUGUUGAGGUGCUUGCUGAGGGUGGAAGAAAAACAGAAUGGGUAGUAGAGGAAAGUAGUUUUAAAUGACAGCUAAGUCCACAUGACCUUGCCAAAAAAAAGAAGAAAGAGAAAUGAGGAUUAUAGUUGACAUGAAUGUUUCUGUUAUAUUUUGUUAAGAUACAUCUGUACAAAUAUUUGUGGGUUAUUUCAAUUUGUAUGUUAUAACAUCAAUUAAUAUCAAUGGCUAUCAUGUUUAAGUUUGAGGUACUAAAAGGAUAUCCCCCAAGGGACAUUGCCACCUAUUCUAAAUUAAUAAUGUGUUUGCUGUUGUACAGGGAUAUAUCAUCUUAGGUAUAAUUAUCACCUGUUUAAAUAUAUAAUGCAUUUGCAAUUAUACAUGGGAUAGUUAUGAUUGGUCAUUAUUAUGACCUGGUUAUUGUUUUCAUUUGGAAAUUAAUCGUGACCUAAGGAGAUAUGAUUGUGUGUCAGGUUGACAAGAGGUGGACUUGUGAUGACUAUUUUUGGUUGUCAACUUGACUAUAUCUAGAAUGAGCUACAAUUUGUCAGAGAUUUUUUCACUUGGAUUGAAGUUAAGUGAAUCUGUUUCUAGUCCGGACCUUUGAGGUAAAAAGACACACACCUUUGAUCCAGAUCUUGAGGCGGGAAGACACAGACCUUUAAUUUGGAUCAUGAGGGGGAAGACAGAAGCCUUUAAUCCGUAUCUUGAGAUAGGAAGACUCAAUACCUUAAUAUGGGCCACACCUUCACUGGCAUUGGAGCCCACUUCUUCUGGAUUCCAGCAUCUACUGAAGACCAUACUGAGACAUCCAGCCUUGUGGGACUGAACAACAACUAGAUUCUUGGAUUUUCUGUUCACAGCCAGCCAUUGUUGGAUUAGCUAGACUGCAGCCUGUAAGUCAUUCCAAUAAAUUCCCUUUUAAGAAGGACCACCUAGAAUGAAGUCAUACAAGCUCAGGCAGGCUGUCCCCACAGUACACCAUGCCUUGACCAGUUCUUCACCAGUGACCACCAACAUCAACAUCUUUUUUUUUUUUUUUUUUUUACCUAUAAUAAAACAAAAAGGAGGAACUGUGCCAACUCAUUAGAUAAAAUUAUCUCUUGCAUCCUAAGAGACCGGAACGUUUGCUGGACCUCACAGCCAGCGUUAGUAAUACACUCAAGGUCACUUAAGACUGCUGCCCUACUGUAUACUCUGCCUGUUCGUUUACUCUGCCUUUAAGAGAACAAUGUAGUCAUGCAUGUAUGUUUGUACUUGUGUUAUAAUAAUCAUUUGCUGGAAACACCUAAUAGUCUGAAAGCAAUCUUAUAAAAUAAAUAUCCGUAAGUAUUGAAAACAA